Molecule: messenger RNA, 3401 nt
Organism: Syngnathus typhle (broad-nosed pipefish)
Lineage: Eukaryota; Metazoa; Chordata; Actinopteri; Syngnathiformes; Syngnathidae
Exons: 3
Coding region: 307-1551 (414 amino acids)
Biological process (GO): DNA integration
Molecular function (GO): nucleic acid binding
Source: RefSeq, a predicted model, not a curated record
UGUUUGGAUGUGGAAAGUUUCACAGUUACGUGUAUGGACUGCCAACCUUUACAGUAGAGACCGACCACAAACCGCUCAUCACAAUCAGAAAAAAGAACCUUAACGACAUGUCACCCAGAAUUCAGCGCAUGAUGAUGGCAUUGCAGCGCUACGACUUUGAGCUUAUUUGCACACCUGGAAAAUAUAUUGUACUGGCAGAUGCUUUAUCUCGAGCACCAGCACCAAACAGUGGCAUGCUGGUCACCCCGGUGACUGAUGAGUCGGAAACACACAUAAACAUGGUGACUGCUUCACUCCCAACAUCAGAUGGUAUGCUACAGAAAAUUGUUCAGGAGACAGCAAAAGAUCCUCUGCUGCAGAAAGUUUCACACCAUCUACAAAAUGGAUGGUCGAGAGGAGUCUGCCCAGGGUUUUACCUACUUGUGUGCGGCGGAUGGGCUGCUACUGCGACAAAACAGGAUUGUCAUCCCGCAAUCCAUGCGCCAGGACAUGCUUCAGCGUAUACAUGAGGGACAUCUGGGUGUGGAGAAAUGCGAAAGGAGAGCAAGAGAAGCAGUUUAUUGGCCGGGCAUCAACAAAGACAUUGAGGAGAUGAUACAGCAGUGUGAAACGUGUCUCAAACAUCAUUACAAACAAACAAAAGAGCCGAUGCUAAUCGUAGACCCACCCACUGCACCAUGGCAAAAAGUGGGAACAGAUUUGUUUCAUCUGCAUGGCAAGGACUAUCUUCUAGUGAUAGACUAUUAUUCUAACUAUCCAGAAGUUGCACAAUUAUCCAGUACAUCAGCACAGUCUGUCAUCACACACAUGAAAGGGUUUUUUGCCAGACAUGGAAUUCCGCGAUGUGUUGUCAGUGACAAUGGUCCACAAUAUGACUGUGGGGAAUUCAGUGAGUUUGCACAGGUAUAUGGAUUUCAACAUGUCACCUCUAGCCCGUUGUAUCCACAGGCUAAUGGACAAGCUGAAAAAGGGGUGCAGAUUGUAAAGAGACUGUUGAAGAAAGCAAAAGACUGUAAAGCUGACCCUUACCUGGCUUUGCUAAGCUACAGGUCUGCAGCUCUGGAGUGUGGUGCAUCACCUGCUGAGCUACUCAUGCAUCGCAAGCUGCGCACCACACUUCCACACAUUUCAAGACACAAUGAUAACAGAGACACAGAUGGACUGACUGACAAACGAAUGAGACUCAAGUACAGACAGAAAAUGAACGAUGAUAAAACCGCAACACAACUGGAACCUCUUCAGGAAAGGCAUGUUGUGAGGAUUGAGGGUCCUGAGUCCUGGGACAGAAAAGCCAGAGUCCUCAGUGAAGUAGGUCCCAGGUCUUUUGUGGUCGAGACAGAGAAUGGACAGGUAUUAAGGAGAAACAGAAGGAGUCUGUUAAAGACUCGGGACAUUGAGAAUCAAGCUGAGGAGGUUGGAGUUGAACAGUCAGAAGGUGCUACUCCAGAUGUGCACCACAGUGAUCCUCCUUCACCUCCCUCAAUGACUGUGACACUCAGAAGGUCUACUAGACCUAGAAAGCCCCCUGGGAGGCUCAUAGAACAAGAGUGAACUGUUCAACUAAUAUAAAGUGAAAGAAAGUUGUUGGCACUAGGCACUGUUACAUUAAGAAAAAAAAAAAAAAGGUUCAUACUUAUGCUGUAUUUGGUAUGUUAAAUGUGUUAUUGACUUUUUCAGUUGUGUAAAUGUGAAGAACAAUUCAGUGUUUGAUAUUCAUUGGAUUUGAUCCAUAAAAGUUAAUGGUAUGUUGUCAUCAUAUCGAGUAUAUGGGUUAAACGACAUUUUGUGUUACACGAUAUGUUCAUGUUGUGUUUUCCUGUUUGGAAGGGGGAUGUAAUGAUAUGUGAUUGCAGACGAUCACCCACAGAGGGCUGUAUAGCCUCAAGGGAACUCUGUAUGACGGAAUGUAUGUACAGGGAGUAGAAGAAGAAUGUUAGCAGGAGACUACGUGAGUGAUUAAAAUAAACAACUAGCUGAAGCUAGUAUAAAGUUCAACUGAAGCCUUAUUUAAGGAGCAUAAGAACUUUACAUGGACAACAAGUCAAAUGAGCAGGAAACCCUUGAAUGAUCCUGAAACAUGGAUUCCCUCCCUCUGCUAAUCAAAAGCUGCUUUGUACUUGUUCCACAAGGUCCGGCCUCUCUCGCUCGGCUGUGAGUGGUCGCUUUUCCCUCCGACUUCUUCAAUGCAGGCCCACUACAUUGGUGUCAUCGAAUUGGUAGAGAGAGCGAGAGCAACUUGGCUGCAAUUCUGCUGCCCAAUGCGUCCAUAUGACUUUGUUGCCAAGUUUAUUGACUUUUUGGACCGGAAUUCCAUCUAUUGAGUGAAAGAGCUGUAGUGGAUGCUGUUCGCUCUGGUUUCAUUCCGUCGAGCUGCAGCGCCGCGACCAUGAUGACGGACGGUGUUCACACAGCGACGGUCUUUACUCGUCCGAAAAGAGUGAGAUACGGCACAAAAAUGAACGGAAUUGCAACAUUAGUAUUUGCUCGAGCACAGAUUUACAUCAGUUCCACAAGCACCUCGUGCCAUGACAAAUGUCCAUUUCGCAAGGGAGAAGCAACGAGAGAAAUACGUAUACGUCACAUCUUCUGAUUCACCGACGCCACAAGUCGGACUGUAAAUCCCAACACGGAUAGGAAGUCAAUAUUGUGCACGUGUGAUCACUUGAUGCUCCGGCUGAUGAAGCUUCAGAAUUAUUGGCAGGAGGAGAGAAGAACACCUCUGAUGUUGGCGGGCGAUGCAUGGAAAAUGCGAAGAUACCCAAGAGCGAUUGCUCCCCGAGGAGUACAUGCCACUCCGAGGGGAGCGCAAUUCUCUGGAGAUAUUUUAUAGUCUGAGUGAGCGAGCGAGAGAGCGAGCGAGUGAGCCUUUUUUUCUGCUGCCACUCAGCAGUAAAAUGACUGCUCCAACAGUGGGUCCCUUUGCAAUGAUUUUCUCUGGGUUCUGCGUAUUGUUUGGCCAUAGAAGUUUAUUGACACAAGUGACCGUUACAUGUGGGAAGUGGGUAUAUCAAAUCUGCACACCCUGGUUUCAAUGGCAGACUUUGUAAUGAAAUGAGCAUAUGAAAUGAACCCCUACACCUUAUCCAGCCAUUAUCUGUACUCAAAUGUAAUGACUUAAGUGUCAUGAUUGGUCCCCAGUUUUGCUAGGUUGCCAUGGUUUCUGUUCGCGUCGCCCCUCCCCUCCUGUGUUCCCUCAAUCAGUGUGAUCAUUCUCACCUGCCUCUCAUUUCCAGUCUUGUAUUUAAGUCCUGUCUCUGUGUCACUCCCCUGUCGGUUCAUUGCUAAUGUCACCCGGUCCCUUUGUCUCACAUCUCGGUCAGCUUCUGUUGUUGGUUUGGUUGCAAGUCAUGUCUGUUUACCGAGUCUGUAAGUUCCUGCAAUAAACCCUUUUCCAAGCUGCA